AUGCUGGACAGAAUUGAUCAAUACCAGAAGAGGGUGAUGCGGUUCUGGACAGACAAGCAGAAGGAACUAGAACAGAGGCGGAAGCAGUGCCUGUGGUCCAUGACGCAGGUAUUCAGCCAGAUCGAAAAGGUGUUUAAACUAAAUCUUAGCCAGCCUGUGCCCUUGGUCUCUGGCUUUAAGCAGAUACCCGAUUUUACCAAAAUUCAACGUCCAGUCUUGGAGUUAUUCACUGAAGACAACAAAAAGCCCGACAUUUUCAAGACCUUUGGACAGCAGACUCAGGUGGAGUCCAUCUGGAAUGCUGACCUGUCCACUUCAAGCUACCCGAUAAUGGAGAAGACAUCUUUGAAUACACUCUGGACACAGCUGGGAGGGUACCCGGAUAUUCCCCGGCUGCUGCAGUUAGAUAUUCAAUGGACCUUCAGAAAAGCUCUUGCUUCCCUUCAGUCACAGUCUGAGAAGAUUCCCAAGUGA
This is a messenger RNA of Chionomys nivalis (European snow vole), 474 nucleotides long. Its product is annotated as protein FAM186A-like. The coding region runs from base 1 to 474 and encodes 157 amino acids. The record is from RefSeq and is a predicted model, not a curated record. The transcript has a single exon. NCBI's taxonomy places the organism in Eukaryota, Metazoa, Chordata, Mammalia, Rodentia, Cricetidae.